Messenger RNA from Plutella xylostella (diamondback moth), 764 nucleotides. NCBI's taxonomy places the organism in Eukaryota, Metazoa, Arthropoda, Insecta, Lepidoptera, Plutellidae. The record is from RefSeq and is a predicted model, not a curated record.
ACAGAAAAGCAAAAGGAAACUUUUUGGGAAACAGAUGAAAAAUUCACAAUCACAAAAUCUUAAAUAAACUCUCAAGUUAUUAAUAGCUUACCCUUUUUAUAUUUAUUAAAUUUAUACAAGUUAUCAAAUGUAAAAUAAGAUGCGGGUACCCAGAACUUUCAAGGCUAAGGCCAGGGUAAAACCGAAAGCAAAGAAAACCCGAAAGAACAUUACAAGAAGAAAAAGAUGUGUAACUGGAAAUCAUGUUUCAAUACGCGAUCUAGAUAGCAUUAACAAAGCCAUUCACGGAAAUAAAUCUAACCAAGGUGACGAACGUACGUGGAAACUAAUUCCAAAAGAUUCUAAAGAAGUAUACAAGUUAAGGCGCAAGCGCGCUCAGCAAGAGAAAGCACCCAGAGAGGAAGAUAACAUAGAUGAAGAGCCAACUGAAGACUCAAGAAAAAACGAUCCAGCUCAGCAACAACCAAAUAUGAAAAAUAAACUUAAAUUCACAAAAAAGAAACCUAGUACAUCUGCGGGUGAUGGACUGAAAAAGAAACAAGUUCCUAAAGAAAGGGCUCCAUCUAGGUGCUACUCUGAGUGCUGCUCAUCAUUGUCUUCAAUGCUCACCGUAUCAUGCCAUCCUUGCGACAGCGGCACUACAGCGUCGACCCACUGCAGUCACUACACAGAUAUGGAAUAUUAAUUUAUAAUGGAUGUAAAAAAAAUGUAUUUAGAAGAAAUGUGCUUGUUCUUUUCCGAUCAAUAAACGUUCGUUAAACCUG